Verruconis gallopava is the source of this 1088-nucleotide messenger RNA. RefSeq lists its product as uncharacterized. The transcript has a single exon. Bases 338 to 835 code for a protein of 165 amino acids. The record is from RefSeq and is a predicted model, not a curated record. Lineage: Eukaryota; Fungi; Ascomycota; Dothideomycetes; Venturiales; Sympoventuriaceae.
CAAUCCUCACUUGCACAUGCACCGUUUUGCUGCUCCCCAAUAGAAUCAUGUGAGGAUUCAAAGGAAGUAAAACGAAAAGAAAACGGUCAUCGACCCAAAUUUUUGUGUCACACAAGGCCUGCCAGCCGUGAACUCGUCGCUUUUCUUGCUUUCAUUCCGGCUCUCCGACGGAGGGUCUUACCAAUGCUGACGAAGAUCUUUAAAAGAGCGAGCAACAACUGCAUUACUUCCAACUUUCUUUCCAGUCACAUAGCCCGUACCGCAGACACUCUUUCAAAGCCUUCAUUUCCUUCUCGUCCCUUUGAAAGGAAAAGACGUGCGUCCAUCUAAAGGCGCCAUGGCUUCGACGGCCCGCAACCUUUUUCAGAACCUGCCUCCCCCAGCCGAGUGUCUCGCCCUCCUCAUCGGCACAGCAGAACUCACCGUCUUCGGUCUCGGCGGCUUCGCCAACCCAGCCCAGUUCGCGACCGGCUUCGGCAUCCCACUUCUUCCCGCCUCUGCGACGCAAAAACAUCCCGGCGCGAUCGAGUCGAGCCCGGAGGAGAUCCGGCAGGCCAAGAAGGUCGAGGAUACGCAGAAGGCGCUCAUAACCGCGAUAGCGGCGCGCAACGUCCAGAACGGACUGCUUAUCCUGACGUUUGGCGCGUGGUAUAGGGAUAGGAAGGCGCUUGGUAUACUUACAGCAUUCGGAUUGGUUACGACGGCGACGGACUACUUCGUCGUAAAGUCGUACGGCGUAAGGGAAGCUGCUAGUGGUCACCUCAUAGGUGUGCUCAACUGCCUACUGAUCGGUAGUUCGCUUCUGUUCUGGGGUCGUGAAGACCCUUGGUGGUAAGGGAAAGAAAAGGGCGCAGCAUUCUGAAGAAAAUGGACGGUACAGUUCGUGUAUGUAGGCUCCCUUGAUGAAUGUUCACUCAUGAGCGCUUGGACAUGCAUCAUCUUAGGCUGAACUCUGUAAAUAUCCUUCAGUCGCCUCUAAGUAGGCGGUUUGGUCCUCAAACAGGAGCUUCGCUAGCUCCAAUCCGCACGGCAAGUGGACUGUCUUGAUUCAUUUUGGCCCAGUCGACGUAGACAAAGGACCACGCUCA